GUUCCUUGGAGCCUUUCCUGAUCCUCCUUGGGGUCCCUAGCCUCAGAGACCACUCUUUUCAGUUGAGCACCUCCUCACUGCCGAAGGAGACACCUAGAGGAUCCUACCAUCAUGCUUUCUGCGCAUGGACUCUCCAUCCCCCUGUCGGCCACGGAGCUGCUCCUGGCUGCCACUAUCUUCUGCAUAGUUUUCUGGGCGGUCAGAGCCUCAAGGACAAAGGUCCCCAAGGGUCUGAAGAGUCCCCCGGGGCCCUGGGCGUGGCCGGUGCUUGGACACAUGCUGACCCUGGGGAAGAGCCCGAACGUGGCGCUGGCGAGGCUGAGCCGCAAGUACGGGGACGUGAUGCAGAUCCGCCUGGGCUCCACGCCCGUGGUGGUGCUGAGCGGCCUGGACACCAUCCGGCAGGCCCUGGUGCGGCAGGGGGACGACUUCAAGGGGCGCCCCGACCUCUACAGCUUCACCCUGAUCUCCAAUGGCCAGAGCAUGACCUUCCACCCGGACUCGGGGCCCGAGUGGGCGGCCCGCCGGCGCCUGGCGCAGAACGCGCUGAAGAGCUUCUCCACCGCCUCGGACCCGGGCUCGGCCGCCUCCUGCUACCUGGAGCAGCACGUGAGCCAGGAGGCGGAAUACCUAAUCAGCAAAUUCCGGGAGCUGAUGGCAGAGGUCGGGCACUUCGAUGCCUACAGGUAUGUGGUGGUGUCUGUGGCCAACGUCAUCUGUGCCAUCUGCUUUGGCCGACGCUAUGACCAUGACGACCGAGAGCUGCUUAGCAUCGUGGAUCUGAACAAUGAGUUUGGCGAGGUUACUGCCUCCGGAUACCCGGGUGACUUCUUCCCGGUCCUCCGUUACCUGCCUAACGCCGCCCUGGACGCCUUCAAGGACUUAAAUAACAGGUUCUACGCCUUCAUGCAGAAGAUGGUCAAGGAGCACUACAGAACAUUUGAGAAGGGUCACAUCCGGGACAUCACAGACAGCCUCAUUGAGCACUGUCAGGACAAGAGGCUGGAUGAGAAUGCCAACGUUCAGCUGUCAGAUGACAAGAUCCUUACCAUCGUUUCGGACCUCUUUGGAGCUGGGUUUGACACUGUCACAACUGCCAUCUCUUGGAGCCUCAUGUAUCUGGUGACGAACCCUGGGGUACAGAGCAAGAUCCAGAAGGAGCUGGACACAGUGGUUGGCAGAGAGCGUCAGCCCCGACUUUCUGAUAGACCUCAGCUGCCCUACCUGGAAGCCUUCAUCCUGGAGACCUUCCGACAUUCGUCCUUUGUCCCCUUCACCAUUCCCCACAGCACCACAAGAGACACAAAUCUGAGAGGCUUUUAUAUCCCCAAAGGGCGUUGUGUCUUUGUAAACCAAUGGCAGAUAAACCAUGACCAGGAGCUGUGGGGUGACCCAUGUAAGUUCCGGCCUGAGCGUUUUCUCACACCCACUGGCUCUCUGGACAAGGCCCUCAGUGAGAAGGUCAUCAUCUUUGGCUUGGGCAAGCGGAAGUGCAUCGGGGAAACCAUCGGCCGCUUGGAGGUCUUUCUCUUCCUGGCCAUCUUGCUGCAGCAGGUGGAAUUUAGUGUGUUACCAGGCAAGAAGGUGGACAUGACCCCCAUCUAUGGGCUGACUGUAAAGCAUAACCGCUGUGAGCAUUUCCAAGUGCACAUGCGUUCUUCUGUGUCUCAGCACCCCAAGGUUCUGUCUGGCCACCACUAGACCAGGGGACCUGUUCCUAGGGUCUAACUUCAGCUGGACGCUCAGAUUUUGUGGAAUCAUGCCUCCUACCCUGGACUUGCUUCUCCACAUGUGGAACACAAACACUGGACACAGCAGAGGCCCAUGGAAGCCCACAGAACUUUCCUAAGCUGAGUGAGAGCUAGGAAGCCCUCAUGAGGCUAGGAGGUCUUUCGAUCUCUGAGUGCCUCGAGGAGUUAUCAGGGAGUCCCCAGGCUCAUUGCCUGGCUAGUUAGAAACACUUAAAUCAGGCUAUGCCAGGAUCUGGGCCUCUUUGACAACUGGGAACUUCCUCGGGUUGAAGAUAGCCUAGGAGACUGUCACAGAAGUGGUCUUGUCACUUGCACAAGGCUGAGUAACCUGCCUAUAGGGGCCUGGGACACUGCCUGGGUGGGUGGGGAUCACCUGUGUCUACCCUAGGCAGGAAUUAACAGGA
This is a messenger RNA of Jaculus jaculus (lesser Egyptian jerboa), 2155 nucleotides long. RefSeq names its product cytochrome P450 1A1. The record is from RefSeq and is a predicted model, not a curated record. Gene Ontology annotation, biological process: hormone biosynthetic process; progesterone metabolic process. Gene Ontology annotation, molecular function: steroid 17-alpha-monooxygenase activity; heme binding; iron ion binding. The transcript has 7 exons. Bases 112 to 1701 code for a protein of 529 amino acids. Lineage: Eukaryota; Metazoa; Chordata; Mammalia; Rodentia; Dipodidae.